AUGAUAGCGGAACCGGCCCUAAGCGAGAGACUCUCGGACAAGCUAUCGCAAGACGUACCAUUACACGCAUAUAUGCGCACGAAGGAGGAACCCGAUGAACCUGAGCUGAAGCUCAGUCCCGAAGAACGAUCCAAACUGAGUGAGUAUUGGUACAACGAGUACGCUGACAUGGUGGGAGGCGUACCUCGUGAACUCCCACCUCUGCGGGAAAUCAAUCAUAGGAUCCCGCUGAUCGACGAAGCAAAGCGGUAUCGUUACCAUCUACCCCGUUGCGCUGAAUCGGUCAAGCCGCAGUUGCUUGAGAAGAUUAAGCACUACGAACAUGCCGAAUGGUGGGUAUCUCGGCCUGUUGAACAGGCCGCGCCCAUGCUCUGCAUCCCUAAGAAAAGCGGUAAGCUACGAACGGUCAUAGACUGUAGGCAGCGAAACGACAAUACCGUCAGGGACGUAACACCCUUGCCAGAUCAGGACCAGAUCCGCAUGGAUGUUGCGCGCGGGGCAAUACGGUCGAAGAUCGACCUAAGUAAUGCGUACGAACAAGUUAGGGUAGUUCCGGAAGAUGUGGGGAAGACCGGCUUCUCAACGGUAUACGGUACCUUCGAGAGUAACGUCAUGCAGCAGGGCGACUGUAACGCGCCAGCAACGUUCCAACGGCUAAUGACCUAUAUCUUCCGAGAUUACAUCGGGAUCUUCAUUCACGUGUACCUAGACGACAUGUUCAUCUACAGUAAGACCGUCGAGGAGCAUGGAAAGCACUUACGAAUAGUCUUUGACCUACUGCGGAAGAACCAUCUCUACGUCGAGAAAGACAAGUGCGAGCUGUACGCUCAGCGAAUGGACUGUCUCGGGCACGUUAUUGAUGACAACGGCCUACACGCUGAUGGCGACAAGAUGUCGCGCAUUCGCAACUGGCGCCCUCCUAGGGAUACGCAGGACUUGAUGAGGUUCCUGGGGCUUGUACAAUAUAUUCAGCACUUUAUGCCGAACGUAUCGCAGUACACGGCACCACUCACCUCGCUAACCCGCAGCCCUACACUUGUGUGGCGUCCGGUUCAUCAAACCUGCUUCGAUAUGAUCAAGCAUAUGGCGUGCAAGACGCCCAUCUUGAAGCCUGUAGAUCCGUCACUACCGGACCCGAUAUGGGUCGUCUGCGACGCCUCGACGUCUGGCGUUGGGGCCAUGUACGGCCAGGGCCCGGAGUGGAAGACUUGCCGCCCAGCUGGGUUCAUGUCGAAGAAGUUCACAUCGGCGCAGAUGAACUACGCCAUUCGUGAAAUGGAAACGCUGGCAAUUCUGUCAGCGCUCCUCAAAUGGGAAGAUAAGCUGCUAGGAUACCCUAUUCGGGUGAUCACCGACCACAAGGCGCUAGAGUUCUUCAAGAAGACGAACCAGCGCAUGCUGAACCCGCGCCAGUCGCGGUGGAUGACAUUCCUGGAAAGGUUUAAGUAUACCAUCGAGUGGGAUGAGUGGCACCCAGAUCAUGAGUACGUCAACGCCGAUGUGCGGCUGGAUCCCGAGGGCGAAGAUCUGCCCUGGAACCGGUUCGCGGAGGUACGCGCAAUGCGCGCCGCGACGCACGAGGCUGACAUACCGAAUGGGAACGAAUCUCAGACACAGCAGCGGACUCAACCAUCCAGAGGCGCGAAAGCGCAAGUAGCGGACCCGUUGUCCUGGAAGCGGGCCACACUGACGCGCGUGGCGAAGGAUUUAGUCCACCCGAGGGUGGACGAGGCAAACAAGCUUUCGGAACGCUCGUCAGGAACUCCGCUGGAUGCGGGACACGAGGUGGCUGACGGAGAUCAGUGGAGGGCCACGUCGCGUGGCGAAUUCGGCUCCGCCGCCGGAAUCAACUCUGAAGCUGUGGCGCCGGAGAAGACGGAGAACCCGCGCCUCGCGGACUCAUUGGCGUCUGGCCCGUCUCUCCUGCAAUUCGCUAAGGAAUCCGAUGGAUUCAUCAGCAGCAUUCGUACUGGGUACGACAAGGACUCCCUGUUUGGCAAGGUUCUGGCCAAACCCGGUGAAUACAGCGCGUUCCGCCUGCAAAACCGGUUACUAUACACGAGGAAUCGGUCGAACGAGGAGGUAUUGUGCAUACCUCAAUCCCUUCACCGCGGGCGCCGGCUCACCGAGAUUGCCAUGGAUCAGGCUCACACGACCAUCGGUCAUAUGGGGUCCUUCCGAACUGCAGAAUAUGUACGUCGUUAUUUCUGGUGGCCGACUCUCGGAAAGGAUGUGGAAGCUUUCUGCUCGACGUGCCCGACGUGCCAAGCCACUAAACCAAGGAGCACCCUUCUGAGCGGAAAGUUACACAGUCUGCCAGUACCGACUCAACCUUGGCAGUCCAUUGCCAUGGAUUUCGUCGGUCCAUUCCCUCAAACGCAGGAUGGACACGACUACCUUUGGGUCGUGCUUUGCAGAUUAACUUCUCUCGUUCACCUAAUACCUGUAGACGUACGUAUUACGGCUAAGGAGCUGGCCUGGAAGUAUAACCAGGAAAUCGUACGUUUGCAUGGCCUUCCAGAAUCCAUCGUAUCCGAUCGAGAUAGCCUAUUUACUUCUACAUUCUGGAAGGAGGCGCAUCGUCUCCUCGGAACUAAGCUCUUGAUGAGCACCUCCUUUCAUCCGCAGACCAUUACUAUCACCUGA
Peniophora sp. CBMAI 1063 is the source of this 2646-nucleotide messenger RNA. Lineage: Eukaryota; Fungi; Basidiomycota; Agaricomycetes; Russulales; Peniophoraceae. The record is from the annotation of a GenBank genome assembly.